AUGGAAGAGGAAACAAACAAAGGCGUUUACUUUUUCUCUACUACCAAUUUGUUCAGUAAAAUAGAACCAGCGAUAAAGAGACGUUGUUAUGGACUGUUUAUUGGCUAUCCAAAAACUAAAGAGGCCAUUGCAUCAAUAUAUCUUGACAAUUUGGCCAAUUUUGAGAAUACAGUUAGCGACGAAACCAUAGAAACUUUAGCAACGGCCAAUGAUAAAUUUCUCUCGCCUAGCGUCAUUGCGAGCAUAGUCAAAUUGGCUUCCACUUUGGCCAAUACGAAUGAUAAGAUUCGUAGAGUAAAAAAUCACUUGUACAUUCAAGAUCCUAAUGGUCCCUAUACGUUUGCCGAUGUUUCUAAGGAUGAAGAGAAACCUAUCACAAAGCAAAUUUUAGAAAUUGUACCCAUUAAUGAUAAUCAUCUGAUAAAUGCGCGGCGUGUUAUACCAUCUGCCAUUACGGCUGGAGAACUAGAACGUUAUAAAGACGAGGCCAAAGAACUAUUGCAAUUGGAUAGGGGGCACACAGUCGUCCCAAUCGUCGUCUUCUUGAGGCCCCUGUUGAAUUGGCUCGUCAUUGUUCCAUGUCGCUUGAGGCCCCUGUUGGAAGACGAGCCGGUCCAAUUUUGUUUGAGACCCAACAACUAUCCGCCGGAUAUUAUCAUUGAGAAAUUUAUCGAUUGCGAUGUGACGGAAAUGAUUGAAUGUGAUGUUAAUAAUCAAAUGGCCUGUUUUUCUUGUAAACAACUAAACGCUUCCUGUAUUCAUUUCGAACGAGAUAUGACUCUUCGUCUCUCCAGAGACAAAAGUGUCGUUACAUUAAAAGCGAACCGUGACGCUGCUAAAGGCUAUGACAUAAAAAAAGAAAUAAUACAUUUGAAAGUAUUUCUUAUACUAAAACAAACCAUUCCAUCCUGA
This is a messenger RNA of Ceutorhynchus assimilis (cabbage seed weevil), 912 nucleotides long. Lineage: Eukaryota; Metazoa; Arthropoda; Insecta; Coleoptera; Curculionidae. The record is from the annotation of a GenBank genome assembly.